Molecule: messenger RNA, 826 nt
Organism: Rubroshorea leprosula
Lineage: Eukaryota; Viridiplantae; Streptophyta; Magnoliopsida; Malvales; Dipterocarpaceae
Source: the annotation of a GenBank genome assembly
CUUGGAUUGUUAUCAGUAAAUUUUUUAGAAUGAAAGUAGCUUCUUUUCUGUUUUUGUAAAUUAAUUAUCAAACUCUUGUCAAAUUGCAGGAAUUGAAUGUGUAUCUUGAAUAUCUUUUUAACCUUAUUGUUGCUCGGGCUCCCGAUAUUGGUUUGGAGGUUCAGUUAAAUCGAUAUGAUCUAUUUCAUGGUCACCUUUUUAUCACAGAAACCAGGAGGCUUGGUAUAUUGUUUCAUGCUAAAGAAUACCCAGCAUGUGACGAAGACUUUCCCAUCAAUAUGGGUUAUUGCCAGAUAGGAUCCAAUACAACUUAUGAUGAUUCAAUGAACUUGAGAAAUAUUCUCUGGCUGGCUCCGUUGCCAAGCAAUUCGAGAGAGGGUUGGCUGGUUCCAGGAGUCCUAGUGGUACUAGAUGCUCAUCCAGAAGGAAUUAUAUACAGAGAUUUAAUUCCCGAGUAUGUGAAUUUUGUGAGGACAAUCUAUGAAGCUGAUCUGGGUGAUGUUGUGGUUGAUGUAAACUAUUUGAACGUUGGUGAUAAAAAGCCUAAUUAUCAAAUUUUCAUUUGCUAACGUUCUCCCCAAGAUGGGAGAUUGAGCAGGAGAUAAGCUUGAAACCUGCCUGCUACACAAAUUCUGAUAACAUCAUCUAUAGAGCCCCUCAAAAUGGAGGCAGUUUUUGAUCUCAGAAAAUGCAUACCGAUGUAAUUGACUGCUUAUGUAUGUCACUGAUGAAUGACAUAGACCAUUUUUUGGUACCAUACUCACGCUAGUUCACUGCAUAAUGUAUAUAUUUCCAUUGAUCAUUGGAUUAAAAUAAGCCAUUUAUU